Molecule: messenger RNA, 2795 nt
Organism: Anolis carolinensis (green anole)
Lineage: Eukaryota; Metazoa; Chordata; Lepidosauria; Squamata; Anolidae
Gene: ocstamp
Product: osteoclast stimulatory transmembrane protein
Exons: 3
Coding region: 882-2480 (532 amino acids)
Cellular component (GO): membrane
Source: RefSeq, a predicted model, not a curated record
AGGAGGUGACAGAGGCCACUUGCUGGAUGGCUGCCUUCCCUGGAGCUCCACAAUGUGAAGCUGCAAGGAUUCAUCAUUACUCUCCUGGCCAGAUUAGGACAGUUGGAGGAUAGGUGUUCACAAUUUUAACCAUUUUGUAAAUAACAUGUGGAGUCUUUGGGUUGCCUUUGAGAAUGGGUAAUAACCCACCCUGUUAGAAAUCUGAAUCUUCCAGAAGCUAGGAAGUCUCUUCUCUCCCCUAUGCUGUGUGCAUAUGACCUUCAACCUCAUCACAAAGGCCACUGGAAUUGCCACCCAUCAUGGUGAUUUCAGGGGUGCACGUUGGGGGCCUGGGGAACCUGUCACCCCAUGCCACAUACCACCCAAUUCACUAUCCCACAGGGGGAAGCAUUGACCACCCGGCUUCCCCGCAUUGUUCCUGGUGGAAUACGAGAAGCCUCACGUGUUGCUGCGGCAAUGGCAUGCUCCACUUUGCUUUCCCUUUAAGCACAUUGCUAACGUCUUCAGCAACAAGUUGUCCUUUUAAACUGUGGAGUCUUACUGAGCUUAUGUUUUAAGGAAGUGAGUUUCCAAAGUCAAAACCACAACACAAUAUAUUCAAAGCCCUUUAACAAGUGUAAACAUCAGUAGAGGAUCAGCUGAUUGAAUUCAUCACCGAGAUGCAGUGGUUAUUCAUAGUGACCAAUCUUUUCUGAUAUCCAGGGCUGGUAUUUAAACAGGAAUCAUCAGCACAUAUUUACAGUCCAUGAGAGACUUUUAAAAAGAGAAAGCUGCAACUAUAUACACCCUUGUGUUGGUUUUUUAUGGUGUGCAGAAGAAAAGGCAAAAAAUAAUUUACGAAAUACAAAGAGAUUUGAUUUCAUCCCUUACCUUGUCAGUGAAUGCAAACCAUUUCCGAGUUAAUACAUACAUCAUUCCAUGUUCUUAUUUCUCUAGCAACUGUUGGGAGUUCUAUCCAUGUUUUAUCCAAGGCCUCCCCAUCCCUAGCAUACAAAAACAAGAUGAAGAUUUACAGGACUACAGACAACUUACAAAGGAACUUGGGCCAUCUUCAUAAGACAGGGUUAGGAAUCUGGACCUACUGUCAGGACGGUCUCCUUCCAAGGAUACAAGAAGUCAUCUUAGAAGCCUGGGUUGCUUAUUCCACACCAAUACCAUCCAACUAUCACCAACUGCUAUUCUUAUUUCUCAUGUGCUGCUGCAUUGCUGCUUCAGUUGGAGGCCUCUUCUACUGCUGGAUGUUUUCCUCUCUGCAAUAUUCCUCUCAGUUCUCUGCCACAGUUGCUUCAACCAUUAGUUUCCUGGCGUUGUGGACACUCUUUUUGGUACACCCUGUCCGUUGCAUGUUCACCAUGGUUGUGCCUACAUUAGGGACUAAGCAAGGGAGGAGGCUGCUCCUGUCUGCCUGCUUCAUGAUUGUAGCUGUCAACAUAAUCCCAAACAUCACAAGCAACAUCAAGGCUAUUCUGGAAAUCAUUAAAUGCAUCUGCAAGGAUUCCUCUGAGAGUCUCCUAAAGUCAACGUUUCUGUUGGAAAAUGCUUCAUCGGAAUUCAGUCGUGCUCUCAAAAUUAGAACUGAUGACUUGCCAGACAAAUUUGGGAGAACAAGCAAUAGCCAGGUUAUGUUUGAAACUCACAGUAAUGAAUUCCUACUGAGUCAGAAAAUGACUGAUGCCAGCUAUCAUAUCACAGAGGAAUUCUUGAGAAUUGAAGUGUUAAUUCAGAAGGUCAUAUUGUUGGCCAACCGAGUAUCUGCUGGCUUCUUUCUUUGCUUUCUUGUUUUUGAGUCCGCUUCUUACCUGAAAAGCUACCUCACAGAUCUCAAAUUUGAUAAUAUUUAUAUCACCAAAAAACUAGAAUAUUUAGCUCAGGAGAGGAAAACAAUUCACCUACUCUCUUGCACUUCCAGGAAGCUGAUAAAACCAACUGGUCUCAAGUUAACCAGAGAAGAACUCAUGACCUCUCUCACACAUAUUUUUCUUCUUACCUUGGUGUUGAUAUUAACAUUAGUGAUCAUCGCAACAGACUAUAUUGCCUUCCAUUUGGCACAAGCAGCAGUGAGUGAAGCUACUCAGUUCCCUGUAGUGCCAAUUAGCUUCUGGAUAAAAUACGAUGUGAAGUUAACCUUUAUAGAAUUUUUUGGAAAAGUUUUUAAUAAUGCUUUUUCUAUAGAACAAUCCAAAUCACCGUUUGAAAGGAGUUACUAUCAGAAUCUGACUUUUCUCUCUGCUAACUGCUCCUUGAGAUAUCCAAAUCCACCAAACACAGCUGUAACGUUUGCUGUUGGACUCUUAUAUUGCAUCAUUUAUGCAAUAACAUUUUUGGAAACAUAUUCACGUCGACUAUGCCGAAAAAUUGCUGCCUCUUUCUUUAAGAAUCAAGAAGAUCAGAGAAUCCAGUAUCUUUACAAGAAGCUUGUAAGGAAGCAGAAGAAAAAAGAGCAACAGGAACAAGAACUGGAAUCCACAGCAUGUUGUUAAAUUGUUGCAUGGUGCACAUUGGACAGGAGGUGCACUUUUCUGACAGAAGGUGCUGAGAUGACAACCUGAAUUGCUUCCUUGAUGUCCAGAAGCGCACACCAGUUUGGAAUGGGUAAUUCUAAUGUCUAACCAAAAUCCCAUUAAUUUCAAUGGCCUUUCUCUAAGUAUAACUUAAGAGUUUAUUUACCAGGCUUUAUUGUUACUAUUUGGAGACAGGAAGAAGUUUGGAUCCUAUUUCAGUCAGCGCUCCAAAUGUGUGAAUGUGACUUUUUGUGAGUUUCAUCAAAAUAUUCUUUCUAGGAAUCUCUAGGCUCU